This is a messenger RNA of Aphanomyces invadans, 1708 nucleotides long. RefSeq lists its product as hypothetical. NCBI's taxonomy places the organism in Eukaryota, Oomycota, Saprolegniomycetes, Saprolegniales, Verrucalvaceae. Gene Ontology annotation, molecular function: short-chain carboxylesterase activity; monoacylglycerol lipase activity. Bases 70 to 1287 code for a protein of 405 amino acids. The transcript is spliced from 6 exons. The record is from RefSeq and is a predicted model, not a curated record.
GAGGUGGCGGCGAUUGUUGUUGAAGGCCGCUGGCCGACCAAGUGAGCCAUUGACAACUUGGACGCAGUCAUGGAUGGCGCGGCGGUCGGAAUGUCGUCCCUGCAUCUCCCGGAGAUCUCGACGCUCUGCGAUGGGACCGCGCAAGUGUACGCAGUCGUGGCACUGGCAUGCGUUGUGUCGUGGAUCGUGUUUUACCGAUACACCGAACAAGCCGGCAAGGUCAAGCUCGUGUUCAACGGCCAGUCAAAGCUCAACCAGUUCAUCGCCACGAACUGUGCGACGCUCCAAUCGUCGUACCAUCCGCCGUGGUGGGCCAUGAGCGCCCACGUCCAAGUCUUGUUGACAGUCGUUUGGCCGCAAGCCGCAGUCAAGUAUUCGCGCGAGAUGCUCCGUAUGCAAGAUGGCGGUCACGUCGCCAUCGACUGGUUGAAAGGGACGGCGACCUUGCCCGACAACGCGCCGGUUGUGUUGGUUCUCCAUGGAUUGACAGGCUGCAGCGACGGCUAUCGUUCGUUUUGCGCCGACGCACUCGAGGCAGGGUACCGCCCUGUGGUCUUUAACAAACGCGGCCACGGCGGGUCGUCCCUGUCGGUACCGCUCCUUCAGGCGUUUGGAUGUGUGAAGGACAUGAAGGAAGUGAUCCAUCACAUUCAACGGCUGUUCCCGGUGGCGCCCAUCGUCGGUGUUGGUUUCUCGGCGGGGUCAGGGCUCCUGUGUUCGUAUUUGGGUGAAACAGGCAAAGACUCCAAGCUACAAGCGGGGGUGUUUGUCUCGCCAGGCUACGAUUCGGUCGAGUUGUUUUGCAACGGCGGCAUCCGUGCGCCGUACGACUCGAUACUGACAUAUACGCUCAAGAAACUUCUUCGGCAGCACGAAGACGCGUUGUCGUCGGUCGUGGACUACGCCGCCGCCAUGCAAGCGCGGUCCGUGGCCGAGUUUGACCGCCACGUGUACAUGGCGUUGCAUGGGUACGACGACCUGGCGUCCUAUUGGAAGCACAACAACCCAAUGCGGGCGGUCGAGAACAUUGCGGUCCCCGUGCUUUGCAUCAACGCCAAAGACGACCCGGUCUGCACAUAUGGCCAGAUCAACUGGUCCAUCUUCGACAUCAACCCCAACUCGAUGCUCGCAAUCACAACGUAUGGCAGCCACUGCGGGUUUUUCGAGCUCACGUCGGGACGAAAGCUCAAGUCGUGGGCAUCCAAGGCAUCGCUGGACUACCUCUCCACGGCCCUCCACUAUCUCCAUACGUCCAUCUCGUCGAGCAAAGUCAAGGAACAGCUCUGAGCCUUAUUUCGAAACUAUGACAUGCAACCGUGCGAUCGCAUUCACGUCACAUUCAGACCGAUGGAGCGAUUUCAUUCCUAAAGCGACGAGUCGAUCGUCCCGUUCGAGUAGAACUCGCAAGAGUACAUUCGUCGCUCGUGGUCCGUCAGCAUCGGGUCGUGGUUGACUUUCAAAUGGAGAGGCUGGCGCGGCGCAAAGCAUUUGCACCAUCGAAACCACGGCCACGCCGCGUUGUCGGUGUCGUCGGCUGGAUGCAUGUCUGGCCGAGACACAAGGGACGGAGUCGUUUUGUUUCUGGAGGCCCGUCGAACGGGCGAGUUCUCCGGCGCCGUGUCGUGGGGUGCGUCAACAUAUCUACAACCAGCCUGAAGUCGAACUUUGGACUCGAUGGAUCGUACUCGACGUAGGGAGUGGCGUCGUC